Molecule: messenger RNA, 2166 nt
Organism: Naegleria fowleri
Lineage: Eukaryota; Heterolobosea; Eutetramitea; Acrasida; Naegleriidae
Exons: 3
Coding region: 1-2166 (721 amino acids)
Biological process (GO): intracellular signal transduction; cyclic nucleotide biosynthetic process
Molecular function (GO): phosphorus-oxygen lyase activity
Source: RefSeq, a predicted model, not a curated record
AUGCACAAUAUUAACAAGAUCAUUAAUCUCUAUAAAAGAAUAGGAAAAGAUAUCAUUGGUGGUAUUUACCAAGAGUUGCAGAAAAAAAACUCGCAAGAUUUAAAGCAUCGUAGAAGAGCCAUCUCUCCAAAGAAUAAGAUCAUUAUUUACAGCCUUAUUGUGAUUCUAAUGGUUACUCUAUGUAUUGGACUCAUGUAUUAUGACAUGUAUUCGGUCAUUAUCACCACUUCGGAGACCAUGUUACAAAUUGAUAUCUCCACAGCCAUCAUGAGAUCUGCUGUCAGAAUUUCAGUUCGUUUGAGCGAAUUCUUUGCAUUCAAUGGAAUUCAGUCUGGAAAAUUUAUCAACAACCCUGCUGUCGGAAGUGCAUCGCAAUUAGCAACAUUUAGAAGCGAUGUUCGACAAUAUUCACUUGACAUUCAAAACAUGUACAAUGAACUAUUUUAUGGAGGCUCUCGUUCAUCACCCUUAAUUGGUAAAUAUCCCCGUAUUGAUGAAAUUAUUAUGGGUCUGUACAAGUGUGAAAACAAAACGGCGUGUGAAACAUUACAGUCCGUUCUUUCCAAAUUUACUGUGUACUCUCUCAAGUGGGGAGAUGAUUUGUGGAAUUUAAACUUUGCCAAACAACCACAAGUGUUUUUCCAAUACCUUGAAUUAUAUAAUCUCACCGACGAGGUAUUGGCGAAAAUGUUAGACCUAUUGAAACAUCUCGUGAAUUAUACACAGUCGUUUUCUAAAGCCUUGACUGCAUGCUGUUUUACAGUUGGUUUAAUCACCUUACUCAUUUUCAGCUACUUGAUCUGGACCGAAUUUCGAAAGCACGACAUGGAAAUUACCAAUCUAAGAUUUUUCCUAAAUUUCAUUCCCAUAGAUCAUCUCGAAAAUAAUGAAAAUUUGAAGAACUUUAUAUUACAUCAUACUCUCUCCACUACGAACAGAUCUAAACAGGCCACGAGUGAAGAUUCCAUUACUAAUUUGUUAUCCUCCAUGGUGGAUGGUGCCGUUUUGGCCAAUGAAAAAGGAGAAAUUACUUUAUUCAAUGAGGCUGCUCAAAAAAUGUUUGGAAAAUCACUGUCAGAUGUUAUAGGGUUGCCUUUUUAUUCUUUAUUUGAUCCCAAUAAGGCAGAGUUUUUGAAGAAGGUGUGUCAACAAUUUAAAAAUCAAUCAGAUGCUGUUGAUAAGAAACAUGGUGACAGUUUUGAACUCGAAUGCAUUCGAAAGAAUAUGAGCACAUUCCCUUCGAUGGUGAAUUUAUUUGUCACCAAAACAGGAACAGGAACCAAGAUUAUUUCAUGUUUUGUGAAAGAUAUUGCCAUGGAAAAGAAACAAAAUAGUUUAUUGGCAGAGGAAAAAAAGAAUUCAGACAUGCUAUUAAGAAAUAUUCUGCCGGAAUCUGUGGCAAUGAGACUCAAAUCCGGAGAAACUUUUAUCGCAGAGAAGUUUAAUGAUAUAACAUGCUUUUUUAGUGACAUGGUUGGAUUUACAACGAUAAGUAGUGAUAUGAAUCCUAGUGAAUUGGUGUCGAUGCUUAAUUUAAUUGUGAAUGGGUAUGAUGCCCUCACUGAUAGAUAUCAGUUAGAGAAAAUCAAGACCAUUGGAGACGCUUAUUUUUGUGUGGUAAGUAGUGCUGAAUGUGCAUUGCAUUUAUUUCACACAUUUACAUUAGGGAGGUUUGCAAUCAACAUUUUUGAUGUCGUACGAGCAUGCAAUGUUGAAAAUCGACAAAAGUAUGGCCAUCAAAUCAAUAUCCGAGUUGGCAUCAAUACGGGAGGGGCCGUGGCAGGUGUGAUCGGCAAGAAAAAGUUUGCCUAUGAUUUGUGGGGAGAUACCAUUAAUACUGCCUCACGAAUGGAAUCUACUUCACUUGCAGGAAGAGUUCAACUCUCACGAUCCACCUAUGAGAGAGUCUAUGAUUUAGGUUUUGAAUUUGAAGAGAGAAUUGUUGAAGUGAAAGGUAAAGGAACUUGUAAAACUUACUUGUUGAAACCUCACCAUCAUGUCAGUGCGUUGAGCGAAGAGGGUGUUGUCGAACUGCUUGUUGGAGAAGGAUCAUCAUUGGGCGCAGCAAAUGCAACCUUACAUCAACAAGCCGUUUCUAGUGUUGCCCUUUCUCCGUCACCAGAAAAAAUUAUACUUGCAACUGGAAAAGAGACUUCAAAAGAAUAA